AUGCCACGUUCUGCCCCCUUCAAUCCUCCUGCAGCUGACCUGCCUGGCAAACCUUUUGUCCCAACAUGGGUUCCUCCACCCGUCACUCAGCAAAAAGAGAACUUUGCUGAGCUUAGCUCCAUUGAUCUUUCUUUGUUGGACUCGGAUGACCCGGCCGUUGUUGACAAACUUGUCCAGCAGGUUAAGGGUGCCAUUCGUGAUGAUGGAUUCCUUUUCCUCGAGAACUAUGGAAUCUCCUUAGAGCAGCUCCACCGCCAGUUCUCUCUCGCACAGUAUCUAUACCAAAACAUUAGCGAAGAGGACAAGGAGCGCCUCCUUUUCAACCCUGAAACUGGUGUUUGGUCUGGUUACAAGCACCCAUACGGAUUCAAGCGCCAACGCGGACCCGAAGACGGCAUCGAACAAUUUAACUGGUACAAACCAGACUGGAACGACAUCAACCGUGUACCCACAUGCCUUCACCCCUUUAUGGAUGAGAUUGAAGAAUUCUCCAACUAUCUGACCAAAUCCGUCAACCGCCGCCUCCUGACUCUCUUCUCCCGUGUUCUCGAGUUGCCCGACGACUAUCUCUGGGACAAUGUUCAGUCGCACGGUUGCCCAACUGGUGAGGGUUACUUCCGCCAUGCACUUUUCCGUCCGGUCCAGAAGAAGACCGAAGAGGCAUCCAAGGGCCUGCGCAUGCACGGUCACACCGACUUCGGUCUGACAACACUGCUUUUCUCUGUCCCCAUCUCGUGUCUCCAGAUCUGGGGCCGCGACGAAAAGUGGUACUACGUUCCCUACAAGCCCGGUGCGCUUGUCAUUAACAUCGGUGAUACCCUGGAGAUCGUUUCUGGCGGCCAUUUCAAGGCUACGCGUCACCGUGUUUACAAGCCUCCUGCCGAUCAGUUGAAGGAGGAGCGUCUCUCUCUGGUUCUCUUCAACAGUUCUGUUGGUGAUUUGCGCAUGGGUCCUGCAACCGAUUCUCCCUUAAUUCAGCGAGUGGGCUGUGUCGAGGAACAGGGUGUCUACAAGGAGUUCAAGAAACUCACUUCCCAAGGAAAGCUGGUGCCUACCAACCGACAGUGGCGUGAAAUCCAGAUCGCCACCGCAACAGAUCCCACAGAUCAAGAGCGCAACAGAGUUGGUGUCGACCAGGUUCUCAUCGAUGGCAAGGUUAUGCACCAACGAGAGUACAUGGGUGUCAAGGUUGUCCUGCCCGUUUGA
Penicillium digitatum Pd1 is the source of this 1206-nucleotide messenger RNA. RefSeq names its product putative Gibberellin 3-beta hydroxylase. The record is from RefSeq and is a predicted model, not a curated record. Lineage: Eukaryota; Fungi; Ascomycota; Eurotiomycetes; Eurotiales; Aspergillaceae. Gene Ontology annotation, molecular function: 2-oxoglutarate-dependent dioxygenase activity.